GAUCUGAGCUCAUGCCGAAAGCCCUCUCCACCAGAAUUGUAGGAGGAAUCUGGUGGUUUUUCACGCUCAUCAUCAUCUCCUCCUACACUGCAAACCUGGCGGCCUUCCUCACUGUCGAGAGGAUGGAGUCGCCCAUCGACUCUGCAGAUGACCUGGCCAAGCAGACAAAGAUAGAAUAUGGAGUGGUUGAGGAUGGGUCCACCAUGACCUUCUUUAAGAAAACCAAGAUCUCUACAUAUGAUAAGAUGUGGGAGUUCAUGAGCAGUCGGAGGCACUCAGUGAUGGUAAAGAAUGUUGAGGAAGGCAUUCACCGUGUGCUCACCUCAGACUACGCAUUCCUCAUGGAGUCCACCACAAUCGAGUUUGUCACACAGCGCAACUGCAACCUUACACAAAUUGGAGGCCUCAUUGAUUCCAAAGCCUACGGGGUUGGCACCCCAAUGGGCUCCCCAUACAGAGAUAAGAUCACUAUUGCCAUUCUGCAGCUUCAGGAGGAAGGGAAGUUACACAUGAUGAAGGAGAAGUGGUGGAGAGGAAAUGGUUGUCCUGAGGAGGAGAGUAAGGAGGCCAGUGCCCUCGGGGUGCAAAAUAUUGGAGGGAUCUUCAUCGUCCUGGCGGCUGGACUUGUUCUCUCCGUGUUUGUGGCCGUGGGAGAGUUCCUCUACAAGUCCAAACAGAAUGCACAGCUUGAGAAGAGGUCUUUCUGCAGUGCCAUGGUGGACGAACUGCGGGUUUCCCUCAAGUGCCAGCGUCGGCUCAAACACAAGCCCCAGCCGCCUGUCAUGGUGAAAACCGAGGAGGUCAUCAACAUGCACACCUUCAACGACCGAAGACUGCCAGGGAAAGAGACCAUGGCCUAA
This is a messenger RNA of Stegastes partitus (bicolor damselfish), 860 nucleotides long. RefSeq names its product glutamate receptor ionotropic, kainate 2. Gene Ontology annotation, molecular function: signaling receptor activity; ligand-gated monoatomic ion channel activity. The record is from RefSeq and is a predicted model, not a curated record. The annotation marks the transcript as partial. Gene Ontology annotation, cellular component: membrane. Gene Ontology annotation, biological process: monoatomic ion transport. Lineage: Eukaryota; Metazoa; Chordata; Actinopteri; Pomacentridae. The transcript has 4 exons.